Labrus bergylta (ballan wrasse) is the source of this 3116-nucleotide messenger RNA. RefSeq names its product Cas scaffold protein family member 4 (gene cass4). Gene Ontology annotation, cellular component: cytoplasm; plasma membrane. Gene Ontology annotation, biological process: cell surface receptor protein tyrosine kinase signaling pathway; cell migration. NCBI's taxonomy places the organism in Eukaryota, Metazoa, Chordata, Actinopteri, Labriformes, Labridae. The record is from RefSeq and is a predicted model, not a curated record. Gene Ontology annotation, molecular function: protein binding.
CAGACAUUAUGCUUGUGAGACACACAGGAGUAAAUACCCUUAAGUUCUCACACACACUCAUUGUUGAGAUGGUUCACUGAAACUGACCCUCUGUGGACGGACUUACUUUUCUCUAAGUGGCACUGAACACAACUGCGUAACAAACAUGAAGAAACUUGCGAAGGCUCUGUAUGACAACACUGCAGAAUGUGCAGACGAGCUGGCCUUCAGAAAGGGCGACAUCGUCACAGUGAUGGAUCAAAACGUGGCCGGCACCAGUGGAUGGUGGAUGUGUUCUCUUCAUGGACGGCAUGGCCUGGCCCCUGCAAAUAGACUGCAGCUUUUACCACAAAACGAAACUCCUGCAGGUUCAUGGAGUCAUGAGAAACCCAGGUUAACCCACGCCGAAGCUGAUCACGGUGCGCAAAAUAUCUACCAAAUCCCAAGCGUUCCCCGACCGUCCAGCAGCCCAGCUUAUGAACGCAUGGACAUGAUCUACAAAGUGCCCUCCGCUCCUUUAUCUGCUUCAAGAAAUUCAAUCCCAUCAGCACUUAAACUCAGCCAAGAAGGACCUGAGACUUCAUUCUUCAGCAUGGCGUUCGGUGCGAAAGGGGAGGUUUACGAUGUCCCAAACCAAGCGAGACGCCCUUCUCUUUUCACUGAAUCGAUCACUCCAAGACACAUGCCACGGAAUAACAAACUGCUACCAAUUUCAGAGCUGGAGAGAAGAUUGGACUCUCUGGAGAGUUCGAGGUGUAGCAGUCCUGGAGAUGUAUAUGUGUACGCAGUUCCACCACCUUUGAGUCAGGAUCCCAACUAUGACAUCCCUGUCCCCUCAGUGACAGAAGCACCACAGAUAAACAUGGCUGGAUUUAGCACCCUGCCAAGCCCUCACAAGCCUGAGUGGAUUUACGAUGUGCCUGUGGGUCCUGAGACACAAAGUCCACCACCGGGCUGCUAUGACACCAUGCCAGCCAAAGCUGUUUGCAGGCAGCUGUGUGGCACUCUCCCAGCACAUGCAUGGCCCAUUCAAAGAAGCAGUCCAGCUCCCUCGCUUUAUGAUAUACCAAAGCCCAGCACUCUUGACAGUCCCCCUAAGGUUCUACCUAGGACUCCCAUCUACGACAAGCCACCAACUCAUACAGAGGAAAUGGUCUACGCAGUUCCCCCUCAGGUGGAACCGAACCCCCUAAUUCUCGGCGAUUCCAAAAGAGAUCAUAUACCCCUAGAGUGCAGGGGUGACUCAAGCAAUGCCCAUGAACUGAAAAGGGUACAGCUCCAAAGAAUGAGGAAAUUCCGGACUUAUACGUCUUUCCACGACCUUCCAGGAAGCGGGGAGUCAUCGGUGCAGGAUGAUGUUGAGCGGGGCAGAACCUUGCGUCUCUCUGCGUCAGACAGUCAACGAAGCAGCACAGCCUCCAGCUCGUCCACCAGCUCCUGUGAAUCUCUGCCUCUGAGCUCCUCCUCCCCCGAGCCAUUGCGAGAAGUGACGCUCAGCCAGGAGGAGGCCUGCCGCAGACUCCUGGACCUGCAGGAGUGUGUUUGCAGGGCCGUGCCCCGUCUCAUGGACUUUGUCAGCAGUCACUGGAGAAGCAGAGAACAUCUGGAGAAGCAUCUGAAUGAGAUCAAAGAAGCAGCAGACAGUAUUGCGACUUCUCUGGCAUGCUUCCUUCACUUUGCCCUCGACAUUAAGGGCAACGCCCGACGCUUGACGGAUUCCAACCUUCAGACGAGGCUUUUUAAACAGCUGUCCAUCAUAGAAGACUCAAGUGUCAUCCUACAACAAACAGUAUGCACUCUGAACUUGGCUGGCUGGCCCCUCAACACGCUCUGUCAGGACCCAGGGCAGGUCCAGACACCUGACCAACUGGAGCGCUUUGUUAUGGUCGCGCGCACUGUUCCAGAAGACGUCAAGCGCCUGGUGUCCAUCGUCAACGCAAACGGCAAACUUCUUUUCAGAGUUCCUCAGAGAGAUCCAGAGCGCCCCCCUGCCCAAAGUCAGCCAGACACAAAGAAAAGUCCUGUCGUGGGUGAACAAGGAGAAGACUUAGUGGAGGACGAUGACGACUAUGUGGAGCUACAGACAAAGAAUGAUUUUGAAAAGCAGAAGAAGGAAGUGGAGGCAGCAGCCAAAGAAAAUGACACACCAGUCUCUAACAAGGCGCAUGCUGAUAACAAACUCCAAAAUCUGCCACCUUCCAAGUCGGAGCACUGCCGGCUUUACUUCGGUGCUCUCCAAAAGGCCAUCAGGGGAUUCGUGGGCAGCCUUAAGGACGGCCAGCCGCCGGAGAAAUUCAUCUCGCACAGUAAGCUGGUCAUCAUGGUGGGCCAGAGAUUGGUGGACACCCUGUGCAGGGUGGCCCAUAGUGGAGCCUCCAGCGAGAGCCUGCUGUGUAAGAGCAACCACCUGUGUGCUCUCUUGAAGCAGCUGGCUGUGGCCACCAAGAAGGCGGCGCUGCACUUCCCCGAUAAGCAGGCUCUGCAUGAGGCCGAAGAGUUUGCGAAGGAACUUGCCCGAAGAGCACAGUACUUUCGGAUAUCGCUGGACCUGUGAGAAGGCACAUAUCAGGCAUAUUGAUUUAUUUGUACAGAAAAAGACUUUUGUUUUUUUUAUCAGUAACUUCCUGUAGCUGUAGGUUUCAUUAUUUCUUUCUGUUCAUAUUUAAUCAAGUCCUGGCUUCACCAGCCAGCUGUAACUGUAUGUUGAAUGAUGUCAAUAUAAUAAAAGCAGGUGCUGGUUUAAAUGUUGAUGAAAUUAGAAAACUUGCUGGGACAAGCGGAGGAAUUAAAAUAUAAACUUUGUACUCAAAAGAAAACUUCAACACGGAGUUCUGAAAUAAAUUGCACAUUAAGGAUACUUUAGUCAAGCCCAUUUUAAAAUGCAACUUAAUUAUAAAAUGUGUCGACAUUAUAUACAGCAAGUUUAUUUACUCUUAACUGUUAUAUAAAUGUUGUAUGUAUUUUACUAAAACUAUAGCAUAAGGGGAACACUCACUAGGGUAGUAGUUUGUUCUACUGUGUGUUAAUAUCUAAGUAAAUAUUCUAAUGUGUAUUAUGCAUUCCUUCAUUUUCUUGACACAGGUAUGAAAACAUGUUGGAUUUUCAUUGAUAUCAAAAUAAAAAACCUUCAAACCCUU